Molecule: messenger RNA, 246 nt
Organism: Symbiodinium necroappetens
Lineage: Eukaryota; Dinophyceae; Suessiales; Symbiodiniaceae
Source: the annotation of a GenBank genome assembly
AUGGCGGGUGCUGGUGGCUUAGCUCUUGGAGCUGGGGCGGUCUUCGCGGCCGAACACGCAGGCCACUUGGGGGCUAGGCCUAGGCAUGACUGGUUAAGGAGUCUACGACUUGAAGAAGUCGAAAGAAAGCGAAGGCACGAAGGAUGCGACAUUGCUCAGUUUGCAGAGGGUGCCUUCGAUGAUGUCGGGCGCUUCGCGGGAGACGCCGCGCAUGGCGUUGAAGAGUUCGUGGAGGAUAUCUUUUGA